Frankliniella occidentalis (western flower thrips) is the source of this 1678-nucleotide messenger RNA. RefSeq lists its product as uncharacterized. The coding region runs from base 152 to 1564 and encodes 470 amino acids. Lineage: Eukaryota; Metazoa; Arthropoda; Insecta; Thysanoptera; Thripidae. Gene Ontology annotation, molecular function: protein binding. The record is from RefSeq and is a predicted model, not a curated record. The transcript has 2 exons.
CCGCCCAGCGCAGCGCCAGCAAACCAUCUUGCCAGGCACAGACAAAGACAGUCGUGUGGGUGUCGACUGGACGUUGAUGUGCGCCGUGCGAGAUCACAACAGAACAGCCCGACACCGACUCUAUCGUCGCCUUCCAUUUUGAUCGGAGAGCAUGGAGCAGCUCCCCGACGACGUGCUGCUGGAGGUCAUGCGGCACCUGGACGUGCCGGACUUGUUCGCCUGCCGCCUCGUGAGCAAGAGACUCGGGAGCCUAGCCCUCCAUGCUGACGUGUGGCGGCACCGACGCUUUGGCAGCGACUACAAGCACUUCGGCUGGCAGUGCACCGUGCUGCGCCUGGCACCGUGCUUGGACGCCCUGAGCGUCUACGCCCAGGUGCCGACGGCGGAGACGGGGUGUCUGCAGGCCACGACCACGACGAGGUGCGCCGUGGCGAGGCUGGAACUGUCCGUGUUCGAGGGCGGCGCCAUGCUCGCGGCCGCGAUCAUACGUCAUCAAGAGGCGCUCGGCCGGCUGAGGCGCCUGAGAAUCUAUUUCUAUGAAGUCUCUCAAGCCGAAGGCGUCGCCCUCUUGGCGACGGUGGUGCAGACGUCGGGCCUGACGAAGCUUGAUUUAGAAGAACAACCAUCCUGCCGCUCGCUCGUGGAAAGCAUGCUUCGACACACCGCCGUACCUGUUGUGUCGUCCCUGAGGUCUUUUCGUUGUAGCAGUUUUUCCACGUUUACGGAGCAUUUUGUGCACUUUAUGCUCCGCGUGCACGCCGCUACUCUGGAGGAAGUUUUUCUCGACGGCCGGCUGCUUUCGACCUCAACGCUGACCGCGCCACUGCUGUCCGGGAUGCCUAAUCUUCGCCAACUCAAGUGCACCCUCGUGCCAGAGCUGAACGCCUUGGCUGCGUGCGAGUCGCUGAGGGUCGUGAGCUUCACAGUCCGAGACGAAAUGCGGUCUGCCGCCGCGGGGCGCUCGGCCCUCGCCCUCCUCAGCCAUUCCACCCAGCUGCAGGAGGUCGAGUUGUCCUUCCUUCAUUUCACUCGCAGCCCCGAACCUGACGUUCUACGCUUCUUCGGGGACUUCAUUUCGGCGCUGGCCUCAUCAGGACGGUCGCACUUGAGGUCGCUGUCGAUCCGGGCCAGCGGCAUCUCUUGCGACAGGAAAGAGCUGCAGCCGCUGUGGGACGCGUUGCUCGCCGCGCUGCCGUCGCUGCCGGCGCUGCGGCGCUUGGCUGUCGACGCCCCGUCGGACGCGCUCCUGCUGGGCAUCACCCCCGUCAUUGCCCCGGCCCUACAGAGGCUGCUGCUGGGUCCGUGGCCUCUCCGGAGAAGGGAAUACCUUCGGUGCGCACACGCCUGGCUGCAUAUGGACGCGGUCAACCACCUCCACGCUGUGAACCCCUCGCUGCAGUUGCUUGCCCGUGCCAAGCUCGACUACUACUGUCGUGGAUUGUCGCCCUGUGGUGUGUGUCAACUAGGCUGCCACCUGUCGCUGAGGGACAGCAAUUCCAUCGAAAAGUAUUUCAUUUUUGAUUUACUUUGGGUCAUUAUUCCGCGGAACAACCCAUGCAUGUAACUGCUGUAUUGUUACGUUACCAAGAUUUUUGUUUUUGUUCGAAUUUGUAUAGUUUCUUGACGAUGAAUUUAAAUAAAUUUUCUGUUUGAAGAUGCUUGAACAAGCACUGACCUA